Syngnathoides biaculeatus (alligator pipefish) is the source of this 2739-nucleotide messenger RNA. RefSeq names its product microtubule-associated protein, RP/EB family, member 2 (gene mapre2). Gene Ontology annotation, molecular function: microtubule plus-end binding. Gene Ontology annotation, biological process: spindle assembly; protein localization to microtubule plus-end; regulation of microtubule polymerization or depolymerization. Gene Ontology annotation, cellular component: spindle midzone; microtubule plus-end; microtubule organizing center. Lineage: Eukaryota; Metazoa; Chordata; Actinopteri; Syngnathiformes; Syngnathidae. The record is from RefSeq and is a predicted model, not a curated record. The transcript has 7 exons. The coding region runs from base 676 to 1572 and encodes 298 amino acids.
CCCAAGCACACACUCGUAACAAAAGGGUUACUUUAUUUUGUGUGUGUAAUAGUUAAUACAUUUUGUUAUUCCUCCCCUACCAUCCCCGUGCAUCCUCCGGGAAGACGUCAGGCCGGCUCUCGGUGCUCUCCAGCCGGCUAACAAAGCAUGCUAAAGCCGCUCGCUCACACCCGCGUUGAUGCCAGGCUCGACCGCCAUGUGAUUGUCAACAUAAUCAUUUGUGAUUUUAAUGGUGCAUUAUUGCGUGUCUCGGUUAUAUUUGCGUUUUACAAGCCAAAAGGAUUAAAGGAAUUAACGGUAAAUUGUAAAGCCCUGCCGCAAGUAACUCAAAACAUUUGCAGCUGAAAUCAUUCUCCAAUGAAAUUAAUGAAAAUGCAAUUCCAUCUAUCCAAUAAUCUGUCUAUCCUUGACAUUACAAUACAUUCCAUCGUUGUUUAGCUAUAUUAUCUGCUUCCACCGAAUGUUGUGCUUAUUCUGGUGUGCAUACCUUGGCCACUAGAGGGUAGUAUAAAACAAGUAGAAGACGUGAAGAAGAGUUUCACAACUGUAACUGUAUGUAGUAAUAGGAGUACUGCAGUAAUAGGAGUCCUUUGUAUUUGUAGGGAUUUGCGAGUGUGGACCCUACGCGUGAUCACGGAUCGAGGAAGAGAUGUCCACUGAUUAGAAGACUGGGGGAUGGCGGUCAACGUGUAUUCUACCUCAAUAACCCAGGAGACCAUGAGCAGGCAUGACAUCACGGCCUGGGUUAACGACAUCCUCUGCUUGAACUACGCCAAGGUGGAGCAGCUCUCCUCAGGAGCAGCCUACUGCCAGUUCAUGGAUCUUCUUUUUCCGGGCUGCAUCAGUCUUAAAAAGGUCAAGUUUCAAGCCAAACUGGAACACGAGUACAUUCACAACUUCAAGCUGCUGCAAGCGUCUUUCAAAAGAAUGAAGGUGGACAAGAUUAUCCCGGUGGAGAAACUGGUCAAAGGCAGAUUUCAGGACAAUCUUGACUUCAUCCAGUGGUUCAAGAAGUUCUUUGACGCCAACUACGAUGGCAAAGAGUACAACCCGGUGGAUGCUAGACAGGGUCAGGACGCCAUUCCCCCACCAGACCCCGGCGAGCAGAUCUUCAACCUGCCCAAAAAGUCCCACCACGCAGCUAGCUCCCCCACCGCAGGAGGGUCAAGGUCAAGUGCCACAACCCCAAAGUCAGCGACACCGACAUCCCGGCCUUCCUCAGCCAAAAAAAUCCCCAUGGCAUCAACUCCCGCCAAAGGGGAGAAAGAUUUGGAGGCGCAGGUCACACAGUUAACUGACCAGGUGAACACAUUAAAAGUGGCCCUGGAAGGGGUGGAGAAGGAGCGGGACUACUACUUCAGCAAACUACGAGAGGUGGAGCUCCUUUGUCAAGAACAGGGUGAAAACAACGCUCCUUUCGUCGAGCGGCUAAUGGAAGUCCUCUACGCUAUGGACGAUCAGGAGAGAGCCGAGGAGCUGGCUGAGGGAGACGGGCCCGACGUGGACCAGGAAGAAGCCCACGAGGAGGUCCUGGAUGAUCAGCAGCAAGACGAGGAACAGGACGAAUACUGACUGAAAAACACUAUCUUCUAUUUAAUGUGAGAACUCUUCCUCUCGUGGUUUUUUUUUUUUUUUGUUUUCUCGAAGACUGAGCAAAUUGAAGCCACCUCUCGACGAGAAGCACCAUCACCUUGUUUCUUUCUUUUUUUUUUUUUUUUUUACAUUUAUUUUUUUUUAAGUAUCCCUCCGCUCACUGUUCAAUGUUUUUGUGACUUUUGCUGUGGUCACAAAGUGGAUCUCAGACCAUCACAAGGACUAUCAAAUGUUUCACUCGAUGAAAUGCUGACGUUGUUGCUGUUACCGUUCUAAUUUUGAUGAAGGUUGUUUUGAUAUCCACAAUUUCAACCAAAAUAUUGCAAUAAGCAAAAAGCCCAGAAAGGGCUCAUAGUAGCUCUUAUUUACCCUUCCUUCCUUCCUUCCAGCACGUGUUGUUGCACUGACAUUUUGAGUGUAUUGGACAAUCUGUCCAUAGACCCUCGCCAUAUUUAUUGUCAUUUUCGAGCCUUAGACAUCGUAGAUUAUGGGUUCUGGGUCCAUGUGAAGAUGGACGCUACAGGCAUGAAUUGUGAAUACAACACCAUUGUAUGACUAAACUAGUACGUCUUUGAAGCAAUGUCACACCACGCCACAUUAUUGAUAAUAUGCCAUAACCGUAAGAAGAUGCAUUUUUAGGGGGGGGGCAUAGUCAGUUGCAAUGCAACAUUUUUUUUUUUUUUUUUAAUUUUUCAAACCUCAGCUUGUGAUGAUUAUUAGCAGUUAGAUUCUGGUGUAAAUGGUCAGUCCACUGAGUGUUUUGUUAUGCUAUAUAUUCCAGUAAGUACAUUGUAUACCUUUUCUUAAUAUUGCAUUAUUACUAAUAAACAGCCGAGCAGAGCACCAUAACGCUUUAGUCAUGUUCUAUAUUAAUGUGUAAAUGAAAAGGAAUGUAAAACAUGUUUGCUGUUAAUAAUGAUGGUCAAUGUUCAUUUUUUUUUUCCUUCCAUGUCCCACUCAUGAUGCAUUCCCGGGAGAAAUUUCUUCUUAUUUUUUUUUUUUUUGCAUGUCUGCAUUUUAUUUGUGAAUAACUUGACAUUUUUACAUAUUGAAUAAGAAAAGCGCGUGUGUUAGGUGAGCUUGUUUUGUAUGUUUAAUCUGUUAUUUGAAAGUUGAGAUUUGGAUGGAUUUGCUGUAAUAAAAUGU